Striga hermonthica is the source of this 756-nucleotide messenger RNA. The record is from the annotation of a GenBank genome assembly. Lineage: Eukaryota; Viridiplantae; Streptophyta; Magnoliopsida; Lamiales; Orobanchaceae.
AUGCAGAAAAAAAACCUGUCUGAAGAUGUUAAGUUGAUCCAAGCCGAGAAUGAACAGAACAUGCAAGUUUACUCCUUUGCCCUCGCGACAGCCGUGGCGGCAGAAGUUGUCCGCCUCAGAACAGCUGUCGCCACCUCAGCAUCCGGCGAGUCCAAAGAGGAGAUUGUUGCCAUCAAUAUUCAGACAGCUUUUCGAGGUUACAUGUGGAUGCAAAUGGUGGCUCGUUUGCAAUCUGAGGUUCGUGCAAGGAGAAGGGAAAUAUUGUCGUCGGUCGAGAACUCGACUAUUCAUCGAAAAAUCCAACACAAUAGCGAAAAGGAAGCCGAGAAGUCAAAAAUAUCCAACGUAGAAAACUGGGACGACAGCUCGCAGACGAGAGAACAGAUUGAGGCGACUCGUUGUAACCGGGAAGAGGUCACCAUGAGACGAGAGAGGGCAUUGGCCUACGCAUUCUCGCACCAACAAACAUGGAGAAACUCGUCAAACUCGACAAACCAAACAUUCAUGGACCCGAACAAUCCGAGGUGGGGUUGGAGCUGGUUAGAACAUUGGAUGUUCGCACGCCAAUGUGAAAACGAAGGCAAAAACACGGUCACAUCUCCUUUGACUCCAAAAUCGCGAUCGGGUAGCCGAACCCCAAGGCCACCGAGCCCGAGACGAGCCACAUUCAAAGAUGAAGAUUUAAGGAGCUUUAACAGCACGCUUUCCAAGAGAUCGAGCUUGCCAGGUGUCCCGAGCUACAUGGGGUCCACGUAG